CUCAACAUCUCCAUUUACAUCUGUGAUAUUUCUUUUCUUUCUUAAUUUAACUGUAAUUAAAUACUUGUUGUCCUUGUUGUUUGAACACCGUUUUAUUAUUGUCAUCAGUCGUCUCCUUAGACGCCUUGUCUUGUCUGUGGAGUGAGGCCAGGACCCUUUCUUUUGCCUCUAAUUAACAGCUCGUGCUAAAUUAUCUUUCUCUUGUUUUCGGGCUAAAGUUAACGUUAAAAGUCCACUUUUAAGGCCCUCCACACGAAAAGUUCAUCUCUCGAUCUCACGUUGCCGAGAUGGACAGAAAACAGAGGCCUAUAACGAUUUCUUCUUAGAUGGCUUUUCGCUUCGGCUCCCCAGAGCACGACGUGCUUCUGCUGAGAGAGGUCGUGCAAUUGAAGCCCUUUUUGAGGCCGAUAGGAAGCCAGGAAGGUGCAUGGCGGGAUGUUGCCGUCUCUCUCAACCACUUGGGAAUGGCUGCAAAUCCUCGAACGUGCCGAGAUCGAACGAAAAAGCUGCUAAAUAACGAAAUGAACGAAGCGAACGUCGAAAGGCAGAGGUUACUGCAGGAAGUGAUGAAAGACUUCCAGGGAGCUGACGCAUCACACGGGAAGAAGGCGGGAAAGCGUUCCAGAGAGGCCAGUCGCAGGGCUCCCAACAGAACGAUGCGGUCGAUUCCAUUACCUAUGGGAGCUAACGCUUUGGAUACGGAUGACUCGACCCUGGGAUCUCCACCCCCGGCGAAGAGGCAUGCCGAUGCCGAAUACAGAGAGGAAAAGAAGCGGGAAGAGUUUCUUUCUUUGGCCGUGAUGCGCGAGCUACUCACGGCCGAGAGAAAAGAGAGAGAACGGAAAGAAGCACUCGAUCGCGAGGAGAGAGCAGCAAGAGCGAUUGCUGAUCGGGAAGACAAGCACGAGAUGAUGGAGAUGAUGAAGAUGAUGAAGAAACUCUUCCAGACAGUACAUGCUAUCGUCACAGUAGAGAGUAAAGGCAUGCGACCCCGUUGGGGGAGGGAGGGGGGAGGGGGUGAUUGA
Darwinula stevensoni is the source of this 1025-nucleotide messenger RNA. Lineage: Eukaryota; Metazoa; Arthropoda; Ostracoda; Podocopida; Darwinulidae. The record is from the annotation of a GenBank genome assembly.